AUGUCGAAGCUCGAAAGCAAUGGCGCUAAUGGUUCUUCCAAGCAAUUCCAUGCACCAAGUAGGCACGCUCCUACACCAGGGAAGGCAACAGUCCUUGCAUUGGGCAAGGCCUUCCCAAGCCAACUGAUCCCUCAGGACUGCUUGGUGGAGGGCUACAUUCGUGACACCAAAUGUGUAGAUGUUGCCAUUAAGGAGAAAUUGGAACGCCUGUGCAAAACCACAACUGUGAAGACUAGAUACACGGUCAUGUCCAAGGAGAUCCUGGACAAAUACCCUGAACUAGCAACUGAGGGCUCAGCCACCAUCAGACAAAGGCUUGAAAUUGCAAACCCUGCAGUGGUACAGAUGGCCUUGGAAGCUAGCCUUUCUUGCAUCAAGGAAUGGGGUAGGCCAGUUGAAGACAUCACUCACAUUGUCUAUGUAUCCUCAAGUGAAAUCAGACUACCUGGUGGUGACCUCUACCUUGCCAGCAAGCUUGGCCUGAGGAACGACGUGGGCCGCGUUAUGCUCUACUUCCUAGGCUGCUAUGGUGGUGUCACCGGCCUCCGGGUUGCAAAAGACAUAGCUGAAAACAACCCGGGAAGCCGGGUCUUGCUAACCACUUCUGAGACCACAAUUCUUGGUUUCAGGCCACCAAACAAGGCACGCCCUUAUGACCUUGUUGGGGCUGCGCUUUUCGGUGAUGGUGCUGCAGCUGUGAUCGUUGGAAGCAACCCAAAACCAGGCCAAGAGACUCCUUUCAUGGAGCUCAACUAUGCUGUCCAGCAGUUCCUCCCUGACACACACAAUGUGAUUGAUGGGAGGCUCUCGGAGGAAGGCAUUAACUUCAAGCUUGGAAGGGACCUGCCUCAGAAGAUUGACGAAAACAUCGAGGAGUUUUGCAAGAAGCUGAUGGCCAAGGCUUCAUUGAAGGACUUCAAUGAGUUGUUCUGGGCUGUUCAUCCAGGAGGACCUGCCAUUCUUAACAAGCUAGAGAGCACCCUCAAGCUGGGCAGUGAUAAGCUAGAGUGCAGCAGGAGGGCUCUGAUGGACUAUGGAAAUGUUAGCAGCAACACCAUUUUCUAUGUCAUGGAGAAUAUGAGGGAGGAGUUGAAGAAGAAGAAGGAGGAGAGGGAAGAAUGGGGGCUUGCCUUAGCUUUUGGCCCUGGAAUUACAUUUGAAGGAAUCCUCAUGCGCAGCCUGUAG
Prunus armeniaca (apricot) is the source of this 1185-nucleotide messenger RNA. The record is from the annotation of a GenBank genome assembly. NCBI's taxonomy places the organism in Eukaryota, Viridiplantae, Streptophyta, Magnoliopsida, Rosales, Rosaceae.